Molecule: messenger RNA, 501 nt
Organism: Protopolystoma xenopodis
Lineage: Eukaryota; Metazoa; Platyhelminthes; Monogenea; Polystomatidea; Polystomatidae
Source: the annotation of a GenBank genome assembly
AACGGCGACGGCGACGGCAACGGCGAGGGUGAAGGUGAUGGUGACGUUGAACGUUGGUUGACUGGAGCCAGCGCUACCUGCCUCCUGCAUCGGCCGGUCGGGAUGGCUCAGUCGGCUUGGCAACUGAUUGUCGACUGUCUGCGGCUGGAGCCGAAGUGUCGUCCCCGAGCUGGAGACAUCGCCAGACGGUUGGGUGAGAUGAUGCACCGACUGGAGGCCGGUCGUCAGGCGGUUGUUUCCACGGCACAAGAGGACAAUGACGACCUUGCCUAUCCCUUUCGACUGGGCAGAAGCGUAAGUGCUCGUCAGCCUUCUUCUCCUCGAGCCUUUCGAUCAGCCACGACGCCCACUCUCGUCGUCCGCGGAGGCAGCGACAAUGGCAGCGCCAGUGAGAGCGUCUGCUCCGUCUGUCAAUACAUGCGCAACGGACACAUCCGCAAAGACCUGGACGACGGGACUACGCCCAGCCCAACCUUUCCCUCGAAAUAUGUAAAUAUCUGA